ACGCAGAUUCUUCGGGGUAUCCGCGUACAUCUUCUUUCGGAGAGCUCGUCCCCACACCAUCGCACCCCAAUCUGACAUAGGAUCUGUGCACUAAAGAUCUGCCUAUUCAUCUCAAUACUCAGCUUAAACAAUUUGUUAUGGGAGUUGUGACUGUAUCUAGCUCAGCUGCUCGGACUACUUUAGGACUGAAUACAAAAUUUUCAAGUCAUUGGCCUGCACUGAAGAAACCGGCAAUUGUAGCAUUUAAAGGAGAUAAAUCCAAUAAUACUUCCUUGGUUGCACCUCAAGAGCAGAUUCCUCUACUGAUAGACACAGCUAAGGCACACCGUAAAAAGAUAGCAAAAGCUAAUAAAUUACCAAAGAGAGUGAAAGCUGCCUUUACGGAUGAAGCGUCUCCAUCCGCUUUGGAUAUGGAUUACAAUGAAGCUGCUGCCCAACUUGAAAAUAUAUUCAAACUGAGCCCAGUCUCUGAUACUUGUAGUGAGGAAGAUUUAGAUGGUAGGCUCAGGAGAGCCUCACGGAGAAGGAAGAAGACUGAUAGUGACAAUCAGAUGGAUAAUGAUAGUGUGGUUAGAAACCAGAAUAAGAAGGUCAAACGAUUAAGUCUUGAUAAGAGAAUUGCGUUAAAAAGGAACAAACAAGAGGAAGUGGUUGCUCCGACAAGAAAGAAAAGAAACGUGAAGAGUAGAGUUGAGAAAAUCGAGGAGCUUGUCAGGGACUAUUCAGCAGCAACCGAUUUAGUCAGCUUGGAUUGGAAAAAAAUGAAGAUUCCUCCAGUUCUUCCCCCUUCAGAGCAUACUUGGUUGUUCAAGUUGAUGCAACCUAUGAAGGCUCUCCUUCGAGUAAAAGAAGAUUUACAAAAGGAUCUCAAAAGAGAGCCAACAGACGAUGAACUAGGUGCUGCAGCAAACAUGAGCAGCAUUCAAGUGAAAAGAGCAAUCGAAGUUGGUCGAGCUGCACGCAACAAGCUCAUAAAGCACAAUCUUCGGCUUGUGUUGUUUGUGAUCAACAAAUAUUUUCAAGAUUUUGCAAAUGGCGCAAGGUUCCAAGAUCUUUGUCAGGCAGGAGUGAAGGGACUUAUAACAGCAAUUGAUCGUUUUGAGCCAAAAAGAAGAUUUCGGCUAUCCACAUAUGGUUUGUUUUGGAUAAGACAUGCCAUUAUUCGUUCCAUGACCCUCUCAAGCUUCACUCGUGUCCCAUUUGGACUUGAAUCGGUUAGGGUAGAUAUUCAGAGAGCAAAACUUGAGUUAACAUUUGAGCUUCAGAGGUUACCAACAGAGGAGGAGAUAAUAGAAAGAGUUGGGAUUUCUCCUGAAAGAUACCAUGAAGUAAUGAAGGCCUCAAAACCUAUACUUUCCCUUCACUCGAGGCAUGCAAUCACCCAAGAGGAGUUUAUAGAUGGAGUCACCGAUUUCGAAGGUGUUAACGGCGAUAGCAGGAAGCAGCCUGCUGUUCUGAGGCUCGCACUUGAUGAUGUGCUUGAUUCCUUGAAGCCGAAGGAGAGUUUAGUGAUCCGGCAAAGGUACGGGCUUGAUGGUAAGGGAGACAGAACAUUGGGAGAAAUCGCUGGGAAUUUGAACAUUUCUAGGGAAAUGGUAAGGAAGCACGAGAUCAAGGCUUUGAUGAAGCUUAAGCAUCCUGCCCGGUUGGACUAUCUUCGUCGCUACGUUGUAUAAACUGACUGUGUAUAAUGUAUAUGCUUCCCUUCUAGAAUUGCCUGUCAUGGUGGCUGGUAGUCCCGCGUUAUGCAGCCAUUGACAGCAAGUUGAUGAUUAUUUGUAUCAGUCAUUUAAGCACACCAAAAAGAAAAAAUCAUAACUUUAUACCGAUGUAAUCUGUGAAAGACGUGAGAUUGCACAUAAGCAUACACAUAACCACCUAUACCUGUCACAUGUAAUAGAUAUAUUUAUAUGUAUACAUAUCUUCCCUGGAUGAGGCUUUUUCUUGUGCCAUGCACUGUUAUUUGCCGCA
This is a messenger RNA of Neltuma alba, 1971 nucleotides long. Its product is annotated as RNA polymerase sigma factor sigE, chloroplastic/mitochondrial. Gene Ontology annotation, biological process: regulation of DNA-templated transcription; DNA-templated transcription initiation. Bases 138 to 1676 code for a protein of 512 amino acids. The record is from RefSeq and is a predicted model, not a curated record. Gene Ontology annotation, molecular function: DNA-binding transcription factor activity. Lineage: Eukaryota; Viridiplantae; Streptophyta; Magnoliopsida; Fabales; Fabaceae. The transcript is spliced from 6 exons.